Acanthamoeba castellanii str. Neff is the source of this 678-nucleotide messenger RNA. RefSeq names its product Saposin family type B, region 1 protein. The transcript has 7 exons. Bases 1 to 678 code for a protein of 225 amino acids. Lineage: Eukaryota; Discosea; Longamoebia; Acanthamoebidae. Gene Ontology annotation, cellular component: lysosome. The record is from RefSeq and is a predicted model, not a curated record. Gene Ontology annotation, biological process: sphingolipid metabolic process.
AUGCAGGACGCAGAACUGGCCAAGCGAAAGAAACGAUGCUACGAUCUAGUGGUGCAGCUUGAUGAGCUCGAGGGCCAACAACGCGUGCAAGAUGAGCACCUCCAGAAGAUUAAGCGACAAAAGACCGAUCUGCACACCGAGUUCGAGAACGAGAAGCGAUCCUUUGUCGAGGAGUGGGCCAAGGCGGAGGCAGCACCCCGAACUAUUGGCUCAGCGCAGGCACGACUCGCGGCGGCUAUCAUCGCCUAUGUGGAGACGAUUUGCGGGUACCUGCCGCAGGAAAUGCAAACCCAGUGCGAAGAGAUGGUACAGAUCGGAACGCCAGUGCUGAUUAAUUUCCUCAUCGAGGAAAUGGGACCCAAGCUGUUGUGCCAGGACAUCAACCUCUGCAACUCCACAGCUUCGCCAUCCCCCACUCCUUCUGCCGUCAAGCCCACUCCCGCCUCCGACAAGUGUGUGAUUUGCGAGUUCGUGGUGUCUACCCUGCAAGGUCUGUUGGCCAACGAAGCAACUGAAAAGCAGUUCCUCCAGGAGUGCGCCGAGGCUUGCGUCUAUCUGCCCCUGGCCGAGCAACAGCCCUGCAAAACGUUGAUCCAGCAAUACGGCGCGUCGGCCAUGGUGGUCGUGCUCAAGUACGCCACACCCUCGUUCGUCUGCGAGGAGGCGCGUCUUUGCUAG